This is a messenger RNA of Pipistrellus nathusii (Nathusius's pipistrelle), 4275 nucleotides long. The record is from the annotation of a GenBank genome assembly. NCBI's taxonomy places the organism in Eukaryota, Metazoa, Chordata, Mammalia, Chiroptera, Vespertilionidae.
AUGCAUUCCAGUAACCCCAAAGUGAGGAGCUCCCCGUCAGGAAACGCACAGAGUAGCCCUAAGUCUAAGCAGGAGGUGAUGGUCCGUCCUCCCACAGUGAUGUCCCCUUCUGGAAACCCCCAGCUGGAUUCCAAAUUCUCCAACCAGGGUAAACAGGGGGGCUCAGCCAGCCACUCCCAGCCAUCCCCCUGUGACUCCAAGAGUGCGGGCCAUCCCCCUAAAGCGCUCCCUGGCCCAGGUGGGAGCAUGGGGCUGAAGAAUGGGGCUGGAAAUGGUGCCAAGGGCAAGGGGAAAAGGGAGCGAAGUAUUUCCGCCGACUCCUUUGAUCAGAGAGAUCCUGGGACUCCCAACGAGGACCCUGACCUGAAAGAAUGUAAUUCUGCUGACCACAUCAAGGCCCAGGACCCCCAGCACACACCACACUCGAUGACCCCGUCAAAUGCCACGGCCCCCAGGUCUUCUCCCCCCGCCCAUGGCCAGACUACUGCCCCCGAGCCCACAGCUGCUCAGAAGACUCCCGCCAAAGUGGUGUAUGUGUUUUCUACUGAGAUGGCCAAUAAAGCCGCAGAAGCAGUGCUGAAGGGCCAGGUCGAAACAAUCGUGUCUUUCCACAUCCAGAGCAUCUCCAACAGCAAGGCCGACCGGAGCACAGCCCCUCUGAACACACAGCUGUCUGCCCUUCGGAACGAUCUGAAACCUCUCGCACAACAGCCCCCGGCUCCGGCCAACCAGGAUCAGAAUUCUUCCCAGAAUCCCCGGCUGCAGCCAACGCCACCCAUUUCGGCACCAGCACCCAAGCCUGCCGCGCCCCUGCGUCCCCUGGACCAGGAUAGCCCUGGGGCAGAAAACAAACUGCUUCCUUCUGUGGGCAGUCCUGCCAGCUCCACUCCACUGCCCCCAGAUGCCACUGGGCCCAGCCUGACGCCCAACAACCGAGCGGGGACCCCUGUCUCGCAGGGGAGCAGUAGCUCCUCCACCGACCCCAAAGCCCCGCCGCCUCCCCUGCCCAGUGCGGAGCCCCCCGCCCUGGGGGAGAACCCCGAUGGCCUGUCUCAGGAGCAGCUGGAGCACCGGGAGCGCUCCUUACAGACGCUCAGAGACAUCCAGCGAAUGCUUUUCCCCGAUGAGAAGGAAUUCACAGGACAAAGUGGGGGACCCCAGCAGAAUCCUGGGGUAUUAGAUGGGCCUCAGAAAAAGCCAGAAGGGCCGAUCCAGGCCAUGAUGGCCCAGUCCCAAAGCCUAGGUAAGGCACCUGGGCCCCGGACAGAUAUGGGAGCUCCAUUUGGCCCGCAAGGACAUAGAGACGUGCCCUUCUCUCCAGAUGAAAUGGUGCCACCGUCCAUGAAUGCUCAGCCUGGGCCCAUGGGCCCCGACCACCUGGAUCACAUGACCCCCGAGCAGAUCGCCUGGCUGAAGCUGCAGCAGGAGUUCUACGAAGAGAAGAGGAGGAAGCAGGAGCAAGUGGUGGUGCAGCAGUGCUCCCUCCAGGACAUGAUGGUCCAUCAGCACGGGCCGCGGGGGGUGGUUCGGGGGCCACCCCCUCCAUACCAGAUGGCCCCCAGUGAAGGCUGGGGGCCCGGGGGUGCAGAGCCGUUUGCUGAUGGGAUCAACAUGCCGCAUUCUCUGCCCCCGAGGGGCAUGGCUCCCCACUCUAACAUGCCAGGGAGCCAGAUGCGCCUCCCAGGCUUCGCAGGGAUGAUAAACUCCGAAAUGGAGGCGGCCAGUGUCCCCAACCCGGCGUCGAGACCUGGUCUUUCUGGAGUCAGUUGGCCAGACGAUGUGCCAAAAAUUCCAGACGGUCGGAACUUCCCGCCCGGCCAGGGCAUCUUCAGUGGGCCUGGCCGAGGGGAGCGCUUCCCGAACCCCCAAGGCUUGUCUGAGGAGAUGUUCCAGCAGCAGCUGGCCGAGAAGCAGCUGGGCCUGCCUCCGGGGAUGAGCAUGGACGGCAUCCGGCCUGGCCUGGACAUGAACCGGAUGCUCCCCGGCUCCCAGCGACACCUGGAAUCGGGGAGCAAUCCCAUUUUCCCUCGAGUCCCAGUGGAGGGCCCUCUGAGUCCUUCCAGGGGGGACUUUCCGAAAGGAAUGCCCCCACAGAUGGGCCCUGGUCGGGAACUGGAGUUCGGGAUGGUCCCUGCUGGGAUGAAGGGAGAUGUCGGUCUGAACGUCAACAUGGGAUCCAACUCUCAGAUGAUACCUCAGAAGCUGCGAGAGGCUGGGGCGGGCCCCGAGGAGAUGCUGAAGCUGCGCCCCGCGGGUGCAGACCUGCUGCCCGCUCAGCAGAAGAUGGUGCCCCUGCCGUUCGGCGAGCACCCUCAGCAGGAGUAUGGCAUGGGCCCCAGGCCGUUCCUCCCCAUGUCUCAGGGUCCCGGCGGCAGCAGUGGCUUGCGGAAUCUCAGAGAACCAAUCGGGCCCGACCAAAGGACUAACAACCGGCUCAGUCACAUGCCACCACUACCUCUCAACCCUUCCAGCAACCCCCCGAGCCUCAGCACGGCCCCUCCGGGCCAGCGCGGCCUGGGCCGGAAGCCCCUGGAUAUCUCCGUGGCGGGCGGCCAGGUGCACUCCCCGGGCAUCAACCCUCUGAAGUCGCCCACGAUGCGCCAAGUCCAGUCUCCGAUGCUGGGCUCACCCUCCGGGAACCUCAAGUCCCCCCAGACUCCGUCGCAGCUGGCAGGCAUGCUGGCGGGCCCAGCUGCUGCCGCUUCCAUUAAGUCCCCCCCGGUCCUGGGGUCUGCUGCUGCUUCGCCCGUUCACCUCAAGUCUCCAUCACUUCCGGCCCCGUCACCCGGAUGGACCUCCUCUCCCAAACCUCCCCUCCAGAGUCCUGGCAUCCCUCCGAACCACAAAGCGCCCCUCGCCAUGGCCUCCCCGGCGCUGCUGGGAAGCGUGGAGUCAGGUGGCCCCCCGCCGCCCACAGCCAGCCAGCCCGCCUCUGUGAAUCUGCCGGGAAGCCUCCCUUCCAGCACCCCGUACACCAUGCCUCCGGAGCCGACCCUGUCCCAGAACCCGCUGUCCAUCAUGAUGUCUCGAAUGUCCAAGUUCGCCAUGCCCAGCUCCACCCCGUUGUACCACGAUGCCAUCAAGACCGUGGCCAGCUCGGACGACGACUCCCCUCCUGCUCGUUCUCCCAACUUGCCAUCCAUGAAUAACAUGCCAGGAAUGGGCAUUAAUACACAGAAUCCUCGAAUUUCAGGUCCAAACCCUGUGGUUCCGAUGCCAACCCUCAGCCCAAUGGGAAUGACCCAGCCGCUUUCUCACUCCAAUCAGAUGCCCUCUCCGAAUGCCAUGGGACCCAACAUACCUCCUCACGGGGUCCCGAUGGGGCCGGGCCUGAUGUCACACAAUCCUAUCAUGGGGCACGGGUCCCAGGAGCCUCCGAUGGUACCUCAAGGACGAAUGGGCUUCCCCCAGGGCUUCCCUCCAGUGCAGUCUCCUCCGCAGCAGGUUCCUUUCCCCCACAACGGCCCCAGCGGGGGGCAAGGCAGCUUCCCAGGGGGCAUGGGCUUCCCAGGAGAAGGCCCCCUGGGCCGGCCCAGCAACCUGCCCCCGAGUUCAGCAGAUGCAGCACUUUGUAAGCCUGGAGGCCCGGGGGGGCCUGACUCUUUCGCUGUGCUGGGGAAUAGCAUGCCUUCAGUGUUUACAGACCCGGACCUGCAGGAGGUCAUCCGACCUGGAGCCACCGGCAUCCCCGAGUUUGACCUGUCUCGCAUUAUCCCGUCGGAGAAGCCCAGCCAGACGCUGCAGUAUUUCCCUCGCGGGGAAGUCCCGGGCCGCAAGCAGCCCCAGGGGCCCGGGCCCGGCUUUUCGCACAUGCAGGGGAUGCUGGGCGAGCAAGCCCCCAGGAUGGGACUGGCAUUGCCUGGCAUGGGAGGCCCCGGGCCUGUGGGAACUCCAGACAUACCUCUCGGCACAGCUCCAUCCAUGCCAGGCCACAACCCAAUGAGACCACCAGCCUUUCUCCAGCAAGGCAUGAUGGGACCGCACCAUCGGAUGAUGUCACCAGCACAAUCCGCCAUGCCCGGCCAGCCCACCCUGAUGAGCAAUCCGGCUGCUGCCGUGGGCAUGAUUCCUGGCAAGGACCGGGGACCCGCCGGGCUCUAUCCCCACCCUGGGCCUGUGGGCUCUCCGGGCAUGAUGAUGUCCAUGCAGGGCAUGAUGGGACCCCAACAGAACAUCAUGGUCCCCCCACAGAUGCGGCCCCGGGGCAUGGCCGCCGACGUGGGCAUGGGUGGGUUUGGUCAAGGACCUGGCAACCCAGGAAACAUGAUGUUUUAA